This is a messenger RNA of Stereum hirsutum FP-91666 SS1, 1503 nucleotides long. Its product is annotated as YVTN repeat-like/Quino protein amine dehydrogenase. NCBI's taxonomy places the organism in Eukaryota, Fungi, Basidiomycota, Agaricomycetes, Russulales, Stereaceae. Gene Ontology annotation, biological process: microtubule anchoring at mitotic spindle pole body; protein localization to mitotic spindle pole body; mitotic sister chromatid segregation. Bases 1 to 1422 code for a protein of 473 amino acids. The transcript has 10 exons. Gene Ontology annotation, cellular component: mitotic spindle; MWP complex; microtubule organizing center. Gene Ontology annotation, molecular function: protein binding. The record is from RefSeq and is a predicted model, not a curated record.
AUGGACUUUACAGAAAUAUUCAAACAGUCUUCAGGUCUUGUAUCCUUUAGCCCUGGGGCCCACUUCUUGUUGACUGCUGCAACCGACCGCGUCAUCAUCCGUCGCGCAGACACCUUCCAGAUCUCCCGCUCUUGGGCCAUCGACCCUGCCCCAUCUGCCACCGCCUCCUUACCUUCAUCUUCUGGAACGUUUCAGACGCCGACAAUCACGCACCUCGCAUGGUCCUCUGACUCGGAGUUCGUGCUUGCUGCAUGCGCAAAGGCGGGCGUCGUACAUGUGUUCAGGAUGAGCGAUGAUAGGUGGUAUACGAAGGUUGAGGCUGGCGUAGAGGGUUUGACAAGAGCAGAGUGGGCACCAGACGGUAGACACAUAGUUUGUUUUUCUGACUGGGCUCUUCGCGUUACCAUCUGGUCGCUCGUCAGCGGCGUGGCGACGUACAUCCAAUAUCCAUUACAUCCUGACCGAGGCUAUACUUUCAGACGCGAUGGGCGCUAUUUUGUGCUUGCUGAGCGCCAUAAAUCAAAAGAUACCAUAGGCGUCUACGACGCAGCGGAAGAGUAUAGGCUCGCACGACAUUACCCCCUACCGACGUCCUACAUGUCAUCUCUAUCCCUCUCACCGACGGGCAAUCAUUUGGCCAUAUGGGAAGGCCCCAUGGAGUAUAAGCUCUACAUACUAUCGCUCGCGGGAGACGUGCUCGGGACGUUCACGCCAGACGUGGAUCCCGGGUUUGGGAUACGAACCGUGGCGUGGCAUCCUUCGGGGAUGUUCCUUGCUGUGGGCGGCUGGGACGACAAGAUCCACAUAUUGGAAAAUUUGACGUGGUCGAGAGUGGCCACGCUCGAGCUCGUAUCUAGAAUACCGGCAGGGACGACUGUCUGGAGAGAACCAACGAAUUGGAUUGAAGCGACGGAAGGGAGAGGAUUCUUGUCAUAUGAACGUCUAAGAACUCCACAUGCAUUAAACGUGCUCAAAGCCGACAUAUCGAAAGCCAACCCGAAAUGUGGCCCAGUGCAGCUCGAAUUCAAUCACACAGGAACAGCCCUCCUCGUCCGGUUUGAGAACGUGCCACACGCGAUUCAUUUGUUCUCCUUCCCAGAACCAGGAGAGCCAUUCACGCCCGCACUGCGCAGCGUCCUGCUGCAUUCACGGCCUGUACAACAAGCGCGAUGGAAUCCCCAACGAAGAGGGAGCAUGGCUGCGUGCUGUGGUGGACGGGCGAUGUAUAUGUGGAGCGAUGAGUGGGUCGGGGAAGACGGCGUGGCGGAGGAGAUGGCGGAGUGUGUCGGUGUACCUGCGAAGACGUUCGAUGCGAGGGAUUUGAAGUGGGCGCCGGACGGGAAGGGGAUGAUUUUGUUGGACAGGGACGCAUUUUGUUGUGCGUUCGAGGUAGAGGACGGCCUGCCUGAGGAGGGCUAUUAACGCGAUGCGAUUCUGGAUGUCGAUGGUGACGAUAUGCUACAGCUUGUUGCAAUAUUCUUUACCGUAUUAUCCUCUCUCCGC